Peromyscus eremicus (cactus mouse) is the source of this 583-nucleotide messenger RNA. RefSeq names its product C-X-C motif chemokine ligand 9 (gene Cxcl9). Gene Ontology annotation, biological process: inflammatory response; antimicrobial humoral immune response mediated by antimicrobial peptide; neutrophil chemotaxis. Bases 1 to 339 code for a protein of 112 amino acids. Gene Ontology annotation, cellular component: extracellular region. Lineage: Eukaryota; Metazoa; Chordata; Mammalia; Rodentia; Cricetidae. Gene Ontology annotation, molecular function: CXCR chemokine receptor binding; chemokine activity. The transcript is spliced from 3 exons. The record is from RefSeq and is a predicted model, not a curated record.
AUGUGUAUUCCCUUUCCUACAGGAACCCUCGUAAUAAGAAAUCAACGUUGCUCCUGCAUCAACACUCGGCGAGGCACGAUCCACCACAGAUCCUUAGUAGACCUCAAACAAUUUGCCCCAAGCCCUAAUUGCAACAAGACUGAAAUCAUUGCUACACUGAAGAACGGAGUUCAAACCUGUCUGAACCCAGAUUCCGCAAACGUGAAGAAGCUGAUGAAAGAAUGGGAGAAGCAGGUCAGCCAAAAGAAAAAGCAAAGGAGGGGGAAGAAAACCCAGAAGAACAAGAAACCCAGAAAAGCUAAAAAACCCCAAGGCUCUCGUUCAAAGAAGACUCCUUAAGAGACCACUUUACCAACAAGCGCUCUUCGUUGAAAUUGUUUUUAGAUCAUACUGAAAUGCCUUCGUUGGGGAGCGGGCAUUAAUACAUAAGCUCAUUAACUUGGCUAGAAAAUAUAAAGCAUGAUUUUGAAAGUAUAACUAACACUAGAAAGUUAAUCGUAAAAUCCAAAUAGUAAGGAUUGCUAGGGGCAAAAACUGUCUUUGUGCUAAUCAGCCAACAAAAUUUCAUCGAGCUCUUGAGCAC